Molecule: messenger RNA, 2497 nt
Organism: Ostrinia furnacalis (Asian corn borer)
Lineage: Eukaryota; Metazoa; Arthropoda; Insecta; Lepidoptera; Crambidae
Exons: 6
Coding region: 685-1194 (169 amino acids)
Source: RefSeq, a predicted model, not a curated record
AACUACAUAAUAAAACUAUAAACUAGGCCAAAACCUCACUGGAAACCUGCCUGCUGUAUUAUUCAAGCCAAAUGCACUGUUUCCUUUUCAAAGUUCAGUGGUAAUUAUCACUUAUUGCUCAAUUAAUGUAAAAAAAACUACUAACACCAAUCGAUAAUCAACCGUUAAUCGGAUACACUCAAUUACAAAACAAGUUGAGUAAUGUUUGUAGGUACUUGAUUUUAAAUAGGCGAAUUAUACAAAAACAGUCCAAAGGGCUCAGCUUAUUAAUUGAUAAAGCAGCGCUGCAGCGGUUGCGCAGUCAUCCGCAAGGCCAUGGCCGUCCAUCAGUCAGCGGAUGUAGGAAGCGCCACAUCGCUAGUUGAUCACUGGCGGCCGCACACGCGCUGGCCACUAACAUUAAAAGAAAAACGUUUUUCUUUUUUCAAACUUUAAAAAAUUCCCGCGUUCGUGUCACCUUCAUUUGUUUUGUGUUAAUUUAGUUGCAUAUAAAGUUCUGUAGUAACAUUAUUAAAAUAUUAUUAUUAUCUGUAUCUGUGAUUAAAUAUUGCAACAGUUAUCAGUUUGAAGAGUUAAUAAAUUAGCAAUUAAGACCAACGAGCGUUGGUCACUGCAACAAUGAGCAGACAACUGGACACGUUCUAGAGAUCGACGGCAACUGCAGCAACUGUGGAGUGAAUUUUAAUGUUGAUAUACAGAGAGAAAAUGCCUCUGCCGAUGGUGAAAAGAUGCUGUGGAUUUCUUCCUUUGGAGGUCGGGUUCUACGCAGUAUGUCUCUUGUCCAUUCUGGGCUGCGUCGCCAACAUCACGGCGGGUGCCUGGAACCUGCCUCGGCACCGGGAGAGAGAGCCUGAGGACAACCUCAUUUCCAUGAGCAUGGUCAUGUUCUCUGCCCUCAGCACCAUUGGCAACCUGGUGGCGGGAGCUGGCGCGUAUUUGAGGCGUCCCGGCUACCUGCAGCUGGCUAUCGUGUUCAACUCGGUGUUCAUCCUGUGCAUAUUCCUGAUCGCGGUGGUGACGUGCCUGUUCAGUCCCGAGCUCAAGAAGAGCCAUUUCCUGGAUUCCGCGGGAAACAUCGCUCUGGUGGUCAUCAUGUUCUUUGCGGGAGCAGCAUACUCCGUGUACUACUUGGCAGUAGUGAACUCCCUGUAUCGUACCAUGAAGGACGACGGUGACAGUGCGAUACCCAUUUGAGGGCAGUUCCAAUGGACCACUUCGAUCACGAACGACAUGACCAGCCUGUUAUAGUGUGACAACUUGUGGUUUUAGUGACGUGAUUCUCUGUGACAAGUUUUUUUGUGAUGUGAUUAUGACAUAAUAUCUUUGGCCUUUUGGUCGGGUGUUAUUUACAUGACAAAUGUUUUGCGGUGACCAGUCUGGAUUUAUAUUGACUGGACGGUUAACUUGUAAGUGUAUUCAAGGUGAUUGUUGGUAUUGUAUGUGUAAGCCAUGUAGUUUAGUUGAGCCAUUGUUAUUUAUACUUAAGGUUUAGAAUGAAGAAUAUUACGUACUUUUAAAAAUGUAUUACCUAGGUGUUAAGUUGUUUGGAAGUCACUACUUAUACUCUGUUGUUAUCAAGGUAAAUCUAUAAUAAAUAUGCAAUUAAUAUUUCUAUUUAGCGAAUGUCCAUUGCGCGUGUUUAAAUAUUAAUAAAUAAUAAUUUAAGUAACAUAUUUUAUAAUGGACAAAAAAUAUUUAUUUCUAGUCAUUCUACCUACAAUCAUAAUCGCUUAAGCUUAAUAUAAUCAUACAUAGAUAAACAUAUUAUAAGACAAGUAUUUGAAAUCAUUGUUGUGUUUAUUUAUUUCGAUUUAGAAAAUUAUUGAGAUGGAAAACUAUAGAAAAACAUGCCUUUCACGAAGCUGUAAAAUUGUUGAUUAUUUUGAAAUAUUAUGCUUGCGAUAUCCGUCCAUAUCUAAUUAGGAAAUUUAUGGGAACAGGUAUCUGUAACCAUUAGAUACAAAAAAUAAAAACAAUUCUUGCUAUAACGUUUUUAUUUAAAUACACAAUGCAUUUAACAAAGCGUUGUACAACAGUCACAAACAUCAAAAUUUCUAUAAAAUUAAAUUCAAUUCACAUUGUAAAUAAUUGUUACAACAUUUAAAGCGUUUUAAUUGAUCGAUAGUUGUGCAGACAUCAACUUAAGGCCUAUUCACAUUGAGAAAGGCAAAGAAAUCGCAAAAAUUGAUUCUGUAACUUACCAAUAUACUCAUUACAUCUACUACAAUAAUAAUUAUAUUCGAAAUUGAAUACAAAAUAAUAGCACCGCAUUAGACUCUGUACGUAAAAGUACAAGUCUACCAACAUUUUAUUGUCUUUUUAUUUAAAGUUGUAAAAAUAGUUUUAAAAAAAGAAGAUAAGAUCAAUAUGAAUAGGCCUUGAUAAAAUUUAAAUACAUGCAUAUAAAAUAUUUCUAACGAAGUUUCUAAUAUGUAUACUUGAAGGAGUACAUUCAUCGUAAAGGACAGGUAAAUAGUUAUAUAAAUAGUCAAGACUU